AUGACAAGAGGUGUUACAGAGAAGAAAGAAGAGAUUGUGGCAGUGGCUAUUGACAAGGACAAAAGCAGCCAAUAUGCUCUGAAAUGGACUGUGGAUCAUCUCAUCACCAGAGGCCAAACCAUCACUUUGCUGCAUAUUAAACACAAAGCUUCUUCUGUUCCAAAUCCAUUUGGGCACUUCAUCUCUGUCCAUGAGGUUUCUGAGGAUGUAGCAAGAAACUACAAACAACAACUGGAGAAUCAAGCCAAGGACUUGUUCCUUCCAUUUCGUUGCUUUUGCACCAGAAAAGAUAUCAAAUGCAAUGAAGUGAUAUUGGAAGAAUCAGACAUAUCAAAAGCAAUAAUCAGCUAUGUUACUACUCAUUCUAUUGAGACUUUGGUUCUUGGUGCAGCAUCAAGAAACAGCAUUGUCAAAUUCAAACCUACAGAUGUUCCCAGCAGUGUCUCAAAAGUGGCACCAGAGUUCUGCACUGUUUAUGUCAUUGCCAAAGGAAAGAUCUCUUCGGUUCGCUCUGCUUUGGCUCCAGCCCCUUCAAGAUCCAAUUCUCGUAACAACAUUAACCAUAUACCUCAUCAUGUUCCUCACAAUGUUCCCCACAAUAUACCUCAUCAUCCCAGAACUCCUGAGAGAUCACAUUAUAACAAUCAUAACAAUCAUAGCAAUCAUAACAAUCAUCACAAUCUGUACCAUCAACCAGAUGAAAUGGAAAUGAGGUCACCCUUCACAAGAGGCAAACAUUCAAUGAACAAGUCAUAUGAGCUCUCACAAGACAGUGACAUAUCCUAUGUGACCAGUGGAAGGCCAAGCAUAGAUCGCCUGUUUCCUUGUAUCCAUGACACAAGUGAUCAACAAGGAAAUAGCCCCAGAUUCUCAUCUAGUUCUGACUUUGACAUUCUCAAGAAUUUUUCAUCAUCAUUAUCAGGACACAAAUCUAUUGACUUGAGCUCUUCUCAUUAUGAAUUCUCGAAUCACUCCAACGAUAGUGGAACUUCGAUUUCCUCUCAGAACAUGGAUGAUGUGGAAGCCGAGAUGAAAAGGCUGAGGAUAGAGCUCAAACAAACAAUGGAUAUGUAUAGCACUGCCUGUAAGGAGGCCCUCUCAGCAAACAAGAAGGCAUAUGAGCUUCACCGUUGGAAAAUGGAAGAAGAACAGAAAUUAGAAGAGGCGCGGCUAGCUGAGGAGGCUGCAUUGGCACUUGCAGAGAAGGAAAAAGCAAAGUGUAAGGCAGCCAUUGAGGCAGCCGAAGCUGCUCAAAGGCUUGCUGAAUUGGAAGCACAGAAAAGAAUUCACGCUGAAAUGAAAGCUCAAAGAGAAGCGGAUGAGAGGAGGAGAGCACUAGGUGCCUUAGCCAGUGGAGAAAUAAGGUAUAGGAAAUACACAAUCGAUGAGAUUGAAGUAGCAACGGAAGAUUUUUCUGAAUCUCGCAAGAUUGGAGAAGGAGGUUAUGGACCAGUGUACAGAGGUGAAUUGGAUCACACCCCAGUUGCCAUAAAGAUUCUACGUCCAGACGCAGCUCAAGGACGCUCCCAGUUUCAACAAGAGGUUGAAGUACUAAGCUGCAUACGGCACCCUAACAUGGUUCUCCUUCUUGGAGCUUGUCCAGAGUUUGGCUGCCUAGUGUAUGAGUACAUGGCUCAUGGCAGCUUAGAGGACCGUCUUUUUCGAAGAGGUAACACCCCAAUUCUUACAUGGCAAUGUAGGUUCCGAAUUGCUGCAGAGAUUGGCACUGGUCUCUUGUUUCUUCAUCAAACCAAACCAGAACCACUUGUUCACCGUGACCUCAAACCUGCAAACAUUUUGCUAGACCGAAACUAUGUUAGCAAGAUUAGUGAUGUAGGCCUGGCCAGACUUGUUCCUCCAUCUGUAGCGGACUCUGUGACUCAGUACCGCAUGACAGCAACAGCAGGAACAUUCUGCUAUAUAGACCCUGAGUAUCAACAAACCGGCAUGCUUGGAAUUAAGUCAGACAUCUACUCAUUUGGGGUCUUGCUUCUACAAAUGCUAACAGCCAAGCCACCAAUGGGAUUGACUCAUCACAUGGAAAAAGCUAUUGACAAAGGUACUUUUGAAGAAAUGCUUGACCCUGCUAUUACUAACUGGCCUAUGGAGGAGGCAUUCAAAUUUGCCAAACUAGCUCUCAAGUGUGCCGAAAUGAGGAGAAAAGACAGACCAGACCUUGGAAAAAUUGUGUUGCCCGAGCUUAACAGAAUGAGAGAACUUGCUGAAGAGAAUAUGCCUGCUGAUGGGACUGGCUAUGUUCCAGCUUCACAUUCCCCCAACCAUGGCUCAGUCACAUCUCCAUCACAGGUGAGCUAA
Messenger RNA from Humulus lupulus (European hop), 2316 nucleotides. Its product is annotated as U-box domain-containing protein 35-like. The transcript is spliced from 9 exons. Gene Ontology annotation, molecular function: ATP binding; protein kinase activity. The record is from RefSeq and is a predicted model, not a curated record. NCBI's taxonomy places the organism in Eukaryota, Viridiplantae, Streptophyta, Magnoliopsida, Rosales, Cannabaceae. The coding region runs from base 1 to 2316 and encodes 771 amino acids. Gene Ontology annotation, biological process: protein phosphorylation.